AUCGGGACUGGGGGAGCUGUUUCUCAUAACCCAGAGGUGAACUUAGGAGAUUUGACUAAGACUGUAUAGAACCGCGAAUAAACCAAAGUGGUUAAAGACGGGCUACAGCUGAAUCCACGACUUAACCAAGUUGUCAGUAUUGUUAAGUUGUCUCCUGUACUGAGAAAAGCUGCUCUGUUUUUACAAAUUGUCCUGUUUCAUAAAUCCUGAUGUUUGAACAUCUUAGGUUGGGAAUGAUGGACCCAAUGCCAAUGACAUAUCCAUCUGUGGUUCAUGUGAAGCCAGAAGAAUACAGGGUGAUAUGUUCACCACCAAAUAAACUGUAUUCACUACCAAUAGAAGAGCCAGUGGACCUUUCACUCAACAAGAGAAGCCCACCCCCUUCUUUAAGAAGCUCCCCUUCUUCACACCGUUCCUACACUACACUUAAAACUGCCUCUUGUGCGAUGCCACCCAGCCCACCUUUGAAAAGGUUCUCAGAGUCGUCGUCGAUGCCACCGCUGUCAAUGCCAGUGACAAUACCUACAGUUCUGGCUAUUCCAGCCCCUGGACUUGUCAACUCAGCUAUGCUGCCUUUUCUUCAACCAUUAGUGGUUCAGCCACUUCCCUUCGUAUACCCUCAACAAAUGCAGCCACCAACUAUUAUUUCCACUGGUUUGAAGGAUGAGCUGAACACUUCCAUUGGCAAACAAGUGUCUAUGAUGGAACAUUGUGAUGACAUGCUGCUGAAGCCGAUUAAAACUGAGCCUGGCACUGACUACCUGAUUGACAGCUACCCAGAUGAGGUGACAUCUUCAGUCAGUCCCCCCCUUUCAGUGUUUUCACAAGAUUCCAAUCAAAGCACAGACACUAACAUAGUUCGUCAGUAUGAGACGCAGCCAGGAAGCCAUGUGUUUGGACGAUGCCACACUCCUUCAGUCAUCGUUCCUCCUGUAAAACGUCCUCUACCACCUGAAUCACCAGAUACACAAAGAAAAAGAAGGAUACACAGAUGUGACUAUGAUGGCUGUAAUAAGGUUUACACAAAGAGUUCCCACCUGAAAGCACACCGAAGAACACACACAGGGGAGAAGCCAUAUAAAUGUACUUGGGAAGGCUGCACAUGGAAAUUUGCUCGCUCUGAUGAAUUAACCAGGCAUUACCGUAAGCACACUGGUGUCAAACCCUUUCAGUGUCCAGACUGUGAUAGAAGUUUUUCCCGGUCUGACCACCUUGCCCUUCACAGGAAGCGACAUAUGCUGUUGGCCUAAACUUCUUUCUUGACCUUUUUGUUAAUUAGAUUCAGCGGGUCUGAAUCACUGCAUUCCACUGAAAAGCAUUUAUAUGGUCAGUAAGAUGUGUGUAACCAAGCUUUCUCUCUGUUCAUUUUUUACCACGGGUCAGACCUAAAGAAUGUGAACAUUUCUUGUGGGGCUACCAGGCAAAGCCCUGGCUGAUGACAGUAUACAGAUCUGUAUGAGCACACAUGCAUACUAACAGCCUUGUGAACAGUGAUUCGGACUCCUAAUAUUCAGUCAUUACGUGUAUCGAUCAUCUGUUUACCUUACUGAACAGCAUUAGUAAGAUGUUUUCAUCCAUGCCAGAGAUUUCACUGUUUGUGACCUGCAGGAAAAUGAGUAAUGUCAUCUGCUAAACAUUAAUCCCUUUUGAAACCAGUGUUUGAAGGUUAUUGAUAAAGUCAUAGUUGAAGGAGAGUUUCUGCAUUUGCAAAUCCUGUCAUUGUGGCUAGUAUUUUGGGGGGGGGGGAUUACACCUGAAAGCCUUUCACCUACUUACGCUGCUUGUCAGAACAUGAAAAAGGUUUAACGGUGGGCUUGUAAAAUGCUUUUCAGUGCAGGUAUGUCAGAUGCAUCAACCUGUUUCACUGCAUUUCUGUUCAUCUCUCAACAAAACAUCUAUAUCAAUAUCUUCUCAGCAGGCAUUCUAAAGUGUUUACUUACAGUUCACCUCCGAGGUUCGUACAGCUACUGAAACUACUACUACCAUCACCAACAAACUUCUGGAUCUGCAUAGUUAACCUUCUGUUCUUCUAAAAAUGUUGACUGUAGGAGUACAUUUAACCCUUCAAGACUAAUUAAUAUGAAAUGUGAGUGCAUGUUAUAGUUAUAUCCAAGAUGAAGUGUACACAAGAGUGAAUAAGUAAAACCACUGAAUGUGUUGGUUCAUUUUUAGCCUGUACUCUUUUUUUUCCAUGAUUUGCUGACAUUAUUCUUUCACUUUCACCAAUGGAAUUUUAACUUACUAGUGUAAGACUAUUUGCAUUUUUAAAUAGCUUUUGAAAUAUGCAUUUAUCUGUCACAUGUUUAGAGCAUCCUGAGUUCUCGUUACCAAAUCUGUGUGUCAUGUUUCUUUGUAAAUGAAAAUGGUCACUUACUACUAGCUAGCCUUUUUUAAUGUGUACAGUUACAUUUGGCGAGCUUACUGCCAACAUUUUGUCUCUGUUUUUAACAUGUCCUCAUGUAAGUGGAUCCAAAGCUAAUAGUAGUAUCCACAUUGUGUAGCUGUUUGCAUUCAUUUGGAAAUUUCCAUGUAAAUUCUUAGUUCCUGUUAUAAUCUUGACUGGUCAUUUACAGUUUGCCUAAUGCUGACAUGCAGAUCAAAACUUUAAAGUAUUGAUUUUUUUUUGUGGAUGAACAUUAAGUAUAGAAAGCAUUUUUAUGCAACACAGUUUGGCAGAAUAGAAUGAUGGUCUGAGGUAAACUAAUACACACCUGCAUAAUGCUUUCUGCAUUGUAUGCUGCAAUGUCAUCAGAAUUAUUUUUGAAAGGCAUAGCACCAUACUGGUGACAUUAUUAUAAGAUAAUUUAAUCCAUAGGUGCAUAGGUAUAAUAGAUGUAAGAAAUAAUUGAAGAAAUGCUGUGUUGGCACACAAACAGAAAAAGCGGAGACAUUGGAACACAGAAGUGAUGAAAUACCUUUUAUUGGACCAACAGAGGUUUUGUAAUUACUCCUAAUAGAAUAAUUACAAAAACCUUUGUUGGUCCAGUAACAGGUGUUACAUCACAUCUGUGUUCCAGUGUCUUUGUAGUGCAAAAGAUGUAAUUUUCAAUAUUUUAACAAGAUACUUUUUGAAAUAAUAGAUUUGCACCUUGUAGUGUGUGUUUAUUUGUUGUCACUGACCAGGCUAGCUGGAUGUGAUGCUUGGAAGAAAUAUGCAAAGAAAAUACCAUAUUGUAUUUUGAUGUGCAAGGAGCAGCACUUUGACAUAAAUGUCAUAUUUAUGCAGGUGACUAUGUCAGAGUAUCUGUAUAUUGAGUUUUGUCCUACAGAACUGGUUCAGGUAUUGUUUGCAAAGGUUAUUUUUCAAAUAUUUGCCAGAUGUGAUUUGUCAAUGUGUAUUUGCUAAUACUGUUAAUGCUGCUAAUCUGUACUUAGCUUCUAGCCACAGUUUCGUUCGCCCCAUAAAUAUCACUUUCUUUUCUUUACUUGUAUGAAAUUUGCCUGGAUAACUGACUGUAGAAAUUACCAUGGCUGUUAGUUUAUCUUUCUCAUUGCAUUCUGCGUUAGUGUCAUGUUCUCUGCACAUAUGACAGAGCAUCGACUAUAUGUAAUAAAUAGUAAAGUUAUGGAAUUUUGUGGCCUUGGGCCCAUCUCAGAAUUCCACCAUCUUGCCAGCUUAAGUAUGAAUACCACCACUGCACCUGUACUCUUUAAGUGGCCACUUAGCUCUGCCGGUAGACUGGUACCUCUUAAUCUUUGAUGUGAUUGGACAGUGGAGACUUUCAAGCAUAGUCUGUUGUUGCUGGGAUGGUAGUUGUGUCUGCCCUGUGGUUCCAUCUCAGGUAUUUGUUAAUGCAGUGCUGCCAAAUGGCUGGGCAUGUGCAUCUUUCUGUAAAUAGGCCAACACAGAUGCCAGUUUGAAGUAAUAUAUACUGGAUUCUGAACUCGCUGCCAACUAUGUCUGUGGUAGGAGGUGGUAUGUAUCACCAAGACCCUUAGUAGUGUUUUGUGUUUUUUUCUGUGAUCCAAUAUUAUCAGCUAUAAAGCUGCUUGUGGAAUAGGCAUCUUAUUAUGAAAAACAUUUGUGAAAGAAAACACAAUCAGAUAAUAUGAAGACAAAAAAAUGACUAGUAAUGUCAAAUGAAAUCCUACUAAAUUAAGAAGUGACUAAGAUACUGAGUAGUGACCCAUGAAAACAGUUUGUUGUCACAUGGCACUAUUCAUACAGUACUUAGCAAAAGGAAAUUCAGUACAAAGUAAGGCAGUCCCACGUUUAGAAAUAUUCAGAAAUGCUCAUUUACAAGAAAGUAUGGUGCAUAGUUGUGCUAUUAGUGCCUCAUUAAAUAAAUCUAUUAUGAUUCAGUACUAGUACUUCAGAAUGUUGUGUUUUAAGUGACCGUGCAUGUUUGUGAGAUUCCUAAAUCUCUUUAGGAUCAUGCUUUGUGGCUUUUGAAAAGUCAUGAGGAGUUAUGGAGCACUUUUAUCUCAUUUUCAUGGACUUUUAGCAGUUUACACUUUCAUUAGCAAGCACCAUGUUGGAAGGCUUAACUUAUUGUAGUACUUUCAGAACUGAUGGCUACCUCUGUCAUUGCCCAGUUUAGGGUAAGCAAUUUAUUUUUUCUAGCUGCCAAAUUCUAUAUUCCUUUGUAAAAGAUAAAUGCAGUUCUGUUGUGCAUGUGUCACUAGAAAUUACUGCAGAGUAUUUUUGUAUUCAUCUGUUGCAAUGCUUUAAACAACUGUGAUUAUGCAGUUAAUUAAGUAAAUAUCUAUCAAUUUUAGUUAUACAGGUAUAGCAUAAUUGGACCACUGUAGAAUUAUCUCCCAACUGCCAAACCAAGUAAUGUAGUACUUUUUAAUAAAGUAUACUUUUUUAUUAUAGUAUACUCAUUUUACUUUAUGGCACUUUUUGAGUAUUAUUCAUACGCUAUGGUAUGUAAGUAAGCAUCAAGGAAAGAACCAGUCACUUUAGCGGAAUGGCUAAAUAAAAGGAAUGUUUAUGUUUUAAUCUAUAAGAAAGAAACUUAGCAGGUGUUAGUAAACAUAUGGCAGUUUUUGAUUGAAUAAGAUAAUGUGCAGGAAAGUUAAGUCAUAUUUGACUUAGAAUACCUUACUUUCCUUGUUCUGACAUGUUUCUUCAAAGGGAUAUUGGAUAGGAUACCAGCUAAAACAAUUAUUUAGGUUAAACAUUAAAAUGUGAAUUUCUGUUUUAUGUGGGGCAUUAUAGUUUCUGAAUGAGUUUUGGUUGGGGUAAUAUUUUAUUAGUAUAAAUAAUGUAUAGGACAGAUUAGAGGUGCUAAGCAAGUAGAAGUUUUGUAAGUUACUUUUUUUUUCCAAAGUAACAGAACAACCAGGCAGUAUAGAGAUACUCUUAAACUGUACUGUAGUGUUUAUAAUACUUUGAAUAUUUUGAUCUAGUAUGAAACCAUUUAAAUUUAGACUUCUAUUUGGAUCAACAAGCAUUUUGGCAACAGAGAGCUUCAGAGGAGGAUUGAAAAUUAUAGGAAGAUGUACUUGCAUGCAUUUGCUCAUAUAGACUCACACACUCUCACACACACACACCAUGCACAUACAUACACACACACACACACACACACACACACACACACACACACACACACACACACACACAGACACACACAUUUGUCUGUGUGUAUACAUGCCUGUGUGUAUGCACAUAUGCUAGUGAGUGAGUAAGCAUAAUAAAUAUUUGCUAUGCAUGUAUAUAUAAACGUGUGUGUGGGCGUGUUUGUUCAUGUGUCAACUAGUAAAUAAACAGAAAUAUAGAUGAUUUUUGGGAGAGGUAUUUUUAAGUGCAAAACAGCACCCAUUUAGAUAUGAAGUUGUCCAAACAGGAUAUCCUGUGCCAGGUAUGGAAGUUGAAAUGCCUGAUGAACAUUAUAUUGAGUGUGUUAUAUUUUGUUUCUGGAAGACAUGAUGCACAGUAGAAUCAGAAAAAAAAAAUGGUUUGCAUUAGUUUAUGUAAUUCAUUUAGAAACACUGCAUUCCUGAAAAGUCAUAAUUUUCUCUUGGCCACAGUAUUUUGAGGUUGUUCCUGUAAUGCAGUAUCUUUUAUCAUAUUUCCAUAUCCCAUGACUGACAUUACUUACCUUGAAGCAAACCUUAUGAGUUUUGCAGUAAAAUAUUGUAAGGGGAUAAUAUGUAUACAAGUUGUCUGAAGUUAAACAGUUUGUUUCCUAGGUGUGAUGUGUGCCUGUGAUAUAUUGACAUGUGCACUGUGUUGUACCACUGGUCAUAACCUCCUGGUCAUAAAAGGAAGCUGUAUCUUUCAGAAAAAUUAUUGUGUAUGCCAGUUUUGCCAUUGUCAAGACCUACUUAUUUUUAUUCUUAUGAGGUAACCUUUAAAAAUAGCACAUGCUGUCAUAAUUAAGUGGUGUUCUGUUGAGUGUUUAGUUCAUUUUUUGUGCAAUUUCAACCUCUGACAGCUAAAAUGUCUGGAGGCUGGACAUCAUUAUAGGAAAUAUAUUCCCAUUUUUUUGUAAAAAUACACAUCUUAGCACUUUUUUGCUAUUUAUAGACACUUUAUCAUUAGACAGACAAAAUAUGUCUAUCUCCCUGCUUAGCAUCUCUUGAAACAUUUAUUGUAAAAUUGCAGACUUUAUUAUGGACACUUUUUCACUAUGCAGAGAAUUUUCAUAAUGUAAUAUAUUUUGUAAAGCUGUUAAGACUGAAUGGGUAAUUUCUGGUUUCUAGCAUGCCUUUGGAUUUUAUUGCACCAGAUAUUGGAACUUUUUUUUUCAAAUAUGUCUUAUGAAAGAUGUGAAUUUUUAUGUGGUUUCACUUUUUAUGAACACUUCUAGAUUGGUAGUCCAAUGGGAACUCCGUAAUGACAUUUUGUCAUGACCAACUGUGAACACAAAUUUGUACUGUACAGUCUUUUUAUUCUAGAUAAAGAAAAUAUAUAAACUAUGUAUAAUAUACUUGUUAAUAAAACAUUAUGAAUAUAA
Protopterus annectens (West African lungfish) is the source of this 6905-nucleotide messenger RNA. RefSeq names its product Kruppel like factor 3 (gene KLF3). Lineage: Eukaryota; Metazoa; Chordata; Ceratodontiformes; Protopteridae. Gene Ontology annotation, biological process: regulation of transcription by RNA polymerase II. The transcript has 7 exons. Bases 210 to 1250 code for a protein of 346 amino acids. Gene Ontology annotation, molecular function: RNA polymerase II cis-regulatory region sequence-specific DNA binding; DNA-binding transcription factor activity, RNA polymerase II-specific. The record is from RefSeq and is a predicted model, not a curated record.